AUGGUGGCACACAACAACGUAUUGCCAAAUGUUCACCUUCACAAAUGGUGGCAAAGAUAUGUAAGGGUAAAUUUCAACAAGAAUAUAAAAAAAAAAAAAAGAAGAUUGUUAAGGGAAAAGAAAAGAAAAGCAAAUGGAGGCACACCCAUUGAAAAAUUACAUCCCAUGGUUCAAUGCCCAACCCAAAGAUACAAUUACAGAUCUAGAUUAGGAAGGGGUUUUACACUUGAGGAAUUGAAAGGGGCCAAACUAACCCCUAAAUCUGCCCAAAGCAUCGGAAUAUGUGUUGACAAAAGGAGAAAAAAUAGAUGUGAAGAAACGCUAAAAAGAAAUAUUGAAAGAUUGGAAAAAUACAAAAAAUGCCUAGUAAUGAUUCCAUUGAAAAAGAAUAAAGUUAAAAAGGGUAUUGCUGGUAUACCAGCUGAUGCAAACAAAGAACUGAUUAAAGAAUUAAGAAAGAAGAAACAGUUACGUAGUAUAUUCAAGAAGGAAAGAAAUACGAAGCCAUUCUAUGAAUCGAUUGAGGUAUCUAAGAUAGACAAGUCCUACUUAGCCUAUAAAACAUUACGUAAGGCUAAAUUAGCUGAAAGAAGAAAGAACAGACAACAACAAAGAAAGGAUCUAAAAAGAAAAUCGAAGGAUAAUAAUUAA
This is a messenger RNA of Plasmodium gonderi, 651 nucleotides long. Its product is annotated as 60S ribosomal protein L13. Gene Ontology annotation, cellular component: ribosome; cytosolic large ribosomal subunit. Gene Ontology annotation, biological process: translation. The record is from RefSeq and is a predicted model, not a curated record. Bases 1 to 651 code for a protein of 216 amino acids. The transcript has 2 exons. Gene Ontology annotation, molecular function: structural constituent of ribosome; RNA binding. Lineage: Eukaryota; Apicomplexa; Aconoidasida; Haemosporida; Plasmodiidae.